AGUCAGCCAUAUCAACACGUCUGCUCUGACGUCAUAUGAAAACAUCGUAUAGAUAUUGUGCAACCAAUCACAAUGCGCUUUGCUAUUGUUCAAACUCAAAUGACAUGCAAUUGUAUAAUAAGCGAUGACGCCAAUACAAAAUUUUCACACCCUAACACUCGACUUCACGUUGACUUCGACGCAACUACUAGCGUGAGCCAUGACUAUUAUACUCAUCCAAAAACACAGAUUCAGAGAAGAAUUACCAGCUGGUAUAACCUGGAAUCCAACAACAAGAAAACUAACCGUCGAUGAUAGCUAUACUGUGUUAACGAAUGAUAAAAUGGUAUUGGAAGAACGGCAAACAACAAACAAUGGACAAAGGAACGCUCUUCAAGUGAACAGCGCUGAUGACAUUGAAGAAAUAAGAUCUUUGAUUCUGAGCAAGCCUGUAAUAACGACAGUAAAGUAUGACUCAGUGAAAUGUCUGGUGAUUGUCAAUACGUCAAAACUCGAAAUAAACCAGGCGGUUCAAGAAGCUUGCAUUAUGGCCGAAAAGUAUUCGGCGGAAAACAAAAAUUUUUUCAUAACAAUUAAUCUUGAUAAAACGAUCAGUACAUGGUACCAUUUUAGAAUGAUGAAUUUCUGCAAUAACCAGAGCACGUGUCAUGGGGCAAACUUUUAUAUUGCCCACAAUGCCACAGAAAGAUGCUAUUUUGCUCGAGAAUACAUCGACUGCGACCGGACGCAAGGAUUAUGUUGCUGGUGGUGGUGUCUUCCUACCUGCCUUCUAAUUGGUUGUCCCUACAUAAUAUAUCGUCAUUGUGUAAAAGGAAUCACCGAUGUUAAAAUUGCCCCAGAUAUGAGAGUCUUCUUGGGCAGUGCUGGUGACUUCGAAGAUCUUUUACGGUGCUAUCGAGUACCUUCGUGGAAGUGUCUAACAAACUACCGCGAAUCUAGUUCGACUACACAGCCAUCGCGAUGACCCCAUUCUGUAACCACAUAUCUAUAAAAAAAAUUAUUGUUUCUUUAAAAAUCAAGAGUGUGCUGCUAGGAUGAAGAUGGUAGAUUUAAAGUAAUUUUCCUAAAAAAUAACGUAGCUAUUCACUUCCAGCUCCAACAUUUAUUGUGAUUUAAUAAGUAUAGAAGGCGUAAGUUAAAAGAUAGCAAAACUCAAUUCCGUAAAUAUAGUGUUUAUUCUGUAGUGCUUGCAUGCCAACAAAGACUUCGUAUCCUUGAAUGUAAGAUUAACAACUUCAUAAAAUUAAGAACGUAAAUCUGAUCAUGUUUGUUUUGAUUAAACCUGAAAAACGUU
Messenger RNA from Xenia sp. Carnegie-2017, 1294 nucleotides. RefSeq lists its product as uncharacterized. The transcript has a single exon. Lineage: Eukaryota; Metazoa; Cnidaria; Anthozoa; Malacalcyonacea; Xeniidae. The record is from RefSeq and is a predicted model, not a curated record. The coding region runs from base 200 to 964 and encodes 254 amino acids.